Messenger RNA from Fusarium musae, 891 nucleotides. RefSeq lists its product as uncharacterized. The coding region runs from base 1 to 891 and encodes 296 amino acids. The transcript is spliced from 2 exons. The record is from RefSeq and is a predicted model, not a curated record. Gene Ontology annotation, cellular component: membrane. Lineage: Eukaryota; Fungi; Ascomycota; Sordariomycetes; Hypocreales; Nectriaceae.
AUGAGCAGCUCCGGAAAACGCCCAAUUGAUGGCUAUGUCGACCCAAACUUUCCCAACCCUGACGGUAGAUGGGAUACGCCCGUAAUUAUUUACGGUUACACGCCCGCAUUCUCUCUCGCCGUCUUUGCUGCAGCCUGGUUCGCCCUCUUCCUCGUCAUCCACCUGGUACAGACAAUCCGCUUUCGCAGCUGGUACUUUAUCACAUUCCCAAUUGGUCUUCUCUUUGAGAUCGUGGGCUAUGUUGCUCGUUCACUCUCAGCCAAGAAGGAUCCGUACCAUCUGCUGUACUUUAUCCUCAACUAUUUCUUCAUCGUUACAGCGCCUGUGUUCCUUGCCGCUGGCGUUUACACUAUCCUCUCCGCACUUAUCCCUCGACUCGGAAGACGAUAUUCAUUCUUGCCACCAAAGUUUAUUCUUUGGUUCUUCAUCACUUCUGAUGUUAUUGCUACUGUUGUGCAGAUCACCGGUGCUGCUCUGAUUGGUGUAAGACAGUCGAACCGCGAUGAUCCAACGGACGCCAAUAACAUUCUCCUUGGAGGUUUGGCAUACCAGGUUUUUUCCCUCGGUGUGUUCGUUAUCCUCACGGCUUCAUUCCUUUUCCGUGCUCGAAGGGAGGUUACUUCACGCGGCAAGAAGCUCAGUUUGUUCUGUGUUGCUUUCGGAGUGGCUACCAUUAUGAUUUAUCUUCGAACCUGCUUCCGUCUGGCAGAGACAGCUGAAGGCCUUGGGGGACAUUUGUAUUCGAACGAGAUCUUCUUUGCUUGUCUGGAGUUUGCUCCUGUGGCAUUGGCUGUCUUGCUCUUUGCUAUCUGGCAUCCCGGAAGAUGUGUCGGCAAGAAGGUCAGGGUGCAGGAUUUGGAAAAGGAACAGGCCCGAGUUCAGGAUUUUUAA